CCCCUUUCCCUCCUUUGUCUGUGUUCCACUCCACUCUUCCUUUGUCUCCAUCUACUUCCGUUUUCCACUGUCACAUUGGUUCUUCACUCCCCACGCCAUGAAAAUCACGCUCAGACUAUAAUCCUUACCAAUUCUCUCUCUACAAACUUCCAUUCAUAGCUAUGUCUUCUCCUCUCCAUUUGCCCGAACUCCAUUUUCUCUCUCCUCAAAUCACCCACAAACGCCGUAUUUCCCUCUCUAAACUCCCCUCCUCAGCUUAUUCCUUUUCCCGCCACGCCGCCUCCAACGUCACUCUCCGCGCCGCGCGAAUCCGCGCCUCCAGAGAUGAUUCAGCGGUGGCUGAGCGAGUGGAUGACGUCAAAUGGAGCGGAAACGGCGCUCCUGCCGCUAAUGGAAAGGACCGAGAUGUUGCCGACGGCAAUGGCGCUGUCGAGCGAUUCGCUAACGGCGCCAGUAAUGGGAGCUUGGUGACGUACGGUUACGAAAACGGAAACGGAGUUGCUACGGAGGUGGUGGUGGAGGUUGAAGCGUCCAAGCGGAACGAGGAUGGGAGGAAGAAAAGGUUGGAGGAAAUUGGGAAAGAAGACGCGUGGUUUAAACAGACCGGGAGCGAACAAGUCGAGGUGGCAGUUGCGCCUGGGGGUCGUUGGAGCAGGUUCAAGACUUACUCUACAAUACAAAGAACUUUGGAAAUUUGGGGAUUUGUUGCCACGUUCGUUUUUAAGGCUUGGCUGAACAGCCAGAAGUUCUCUUACAAAGGAGGAAUGACUGAGGAGAAGCAAACCUUAAGGCGGAAGGCCCUUGCCAAAUGGCUGAAGGAAAGCAUCCUGAGAUUAGGUCCUACAUUCAUCAAAAUUGGCCAGCAGUUCUCCACGAGGGUGGACAUUCUUCCUCAAGAAUACGUUGACCAGUUGUCCGAACUUCAGGAUCAAGUUCCUCCAUUCCCUUCAGAGACCUCUGUAGCUAUUGUUGAAGAAGAGCUUGGAUCUCCUAUAGGUGAUAUAUUUGAUCAGUUUGACUAUGAACCAAUAGCUGCUGCUAGUCUUGGUCAGGUUCAUCGUGCAAGAUUAAAGGGACAGGAGGUUGUUAUUAAAGUGCAAAGGCCUGGUCUGAAGGAUCUUUUUGAUAUUGAUCUUAAAAACCUGAGGGUUAUUGCUGAAUAUCUUCAAAAGCUUGAUCCAAAAUCAGAUGGUGCAAAGAGGGAUUGGGUUGCUAUUUAUGAUGAGUGUGCCUCUGUCUUAUAUCAGGAGAUUGAUUACACGAAGGAGGCUGCUAAUGCAGAAUUGUUUGGUAGUAACUUUAAGAACAUGGAUUAUGUGAAAGUUCCUACAAUAUACUGGGAUUAUACAACACCACAGAUUCUGACAAUGGAAUAUGUUCCAGGAAUUAAAAUAAACAAAAUACAAGCUUUAGAUCAAUUGGGUGUUGACCGCAAAAGGAUAGGAAGAUAUGCCGUUGAGUCAUACUUGGAACAAAUUUUAUCACACGGUUUCUUCCAUGCUGACCCUCAUCCUGGAAAUAUUGCAGUUGAUGAUGUCAAUGGUGGAAGAUUGAUCUUCUAUGAUUUUGGAAUGAUGGGGAGUAUCAGUCCAAACAUUCGAGAAGGUUUGCUUGAAGCAUUUUAUGGGGUUUAUGAGAAAGAUCCAGACAAGGUUCUACAAGCAAUGAUUCAAAUGGGAGUUCUUGUCCCUACUGGAGAUAUGACUGCUGUUAGAAGAACAGCACAAUUUUUCCUUAACAGUUUUGAAGAGCGCCUCGCUGCACAGAGGCUUGAGAGAGAAGCAGCAACAACUGAACUUGGAUUCAAAAAACCAUUAAGCAAGGAGGAAAAAAUUAAGAAGAGGAAACAACGUCUGGCUGCUAUUGGUGAAGAUUUAUUAUCUAUUGCGGCAGACCAGCCAUUCCGGUUUCCUGCUACAUUCACAUUUGUUGUUAGAGCCUUCUCAGUGUUGGAUGGCAUUGGAAAGGGACUCGACCCACGCUUUGACAUUACUGAGAUUGCCAAACCUUACGCCCUGGAGUUGCUGAGGUUCCGUGAAGCUGGGGUUGAGGUUGUCCUGAAGGACUUCAGGAAGAGAUGGGAUAGACAAUCUCAAGCAUUUUACAAUUUGUUCAGACAGGCUGAUAGAAUUGACAAGCUUGCUGAAAUUAUCCAAAGACUGGAGCAAGGUGAUCUAAAACUCCGAGUUAGAACUUUGGAAUCUGAGAGGGCAUUCCAACGAGUCGCUGCAGUCCAGAAGACUAUAGGAAAUGCAGUGGCUGCUGGGAGCCUAAUCAAUCUUGCAACUGUUUUGUAUCUGAAUUCAAUUCGUGUGCCUGCCAUUGUAGCAUAUAUCUUCUGUGCAAUCUUUGGUUUUCAAGUGCUCUUUGGCAUUGUAAAGGUCAAGAAGCUAGAUGAACGGGAACGAUUGAUAACAGGAACUGCAUAAACAGCUACAUGGUCUUUGCCAUGUCCUUUAUUUAUCGGGUUUUUGCUUGGGCUUAUCAUUGCAGAUUAACGACCGAGAAAUAGCUCAUGUUCAUUCAUGAUUACAACCUCAACAACCAGAGCAUGAAAAGAUGAAAUGAUCCGGAGAGAUGAUAGAAAGCAAUACCAGUAUUUCGAAAGACUUUCAGUAAGUACACAAAUUUGAAUUAGCAAGCGAUGGGGUGUAACUCCACCUAAAUUACCAAGGCUCUUAUAACCAGGAAGUACUUUAAGGAAGAAGAGCACCCUGUUGAUUAACAGCGAGUGCGAUUAAGUAGAGAAAUAUCACAAGUACUUAGAGCCACAUUUUUGUCAUUACACCCAACCUCACUCCCAAAACAAAAUAAUAAAUUUCAUGUAAUAGCCGUAUAGUAACUUGUAUAGGCAUGAUACAAACUUCGCAUAUAUUCACAGUUACAUUCCACUCCCGCAUUGAACCGAAAUUUGUCAAAGUUUAGCUAUUUUCUAUAUAGCAUGACUGUUGUAAUAACUAUAGUGUAUGAUGCAGCUUCCAACAAAAGUUGUAGAGGAAGCUUUGCCCGAAAUUGACUUCCAUGGAUUUGUUCAAUGAAAAAUGUCUGCAUGUGUCA
Vigna unguiculata (cowpea) is the source of this 3057-nucleotide messenger RNA. RefSeq names its product ABC2 homolog 13 (gene ATH13). Lineage: Eukaryota; Viridiplantae; Streptophyta; Magnoliopsida; Fabales; Fabaceae. The record is from RefSeq and is a predicted model, not a curated record. Gene Ontology annotation, biological process: regulation of response to reactive oxygen species.